Misgurnus anguillicaudatus (oriental weatherfish) is the source of this 2232-nucleotide messenger RNA. RefSeq names its product guanylate binding protein 1 (gene gbp1). NCBI's taxonomy places the organism in Eukaryota, Metazoa, Chordata, Actinopteri, Cypriniformes, Cobitidae. Gene Ontology annotation, molecular function: GTP binding; GTPase activity. The record is from RefSeq and is a predicted model, not a curated record.
CUCAGUAUGGCCACAGACUGCAAAUGUGAAAGUAAAAGUAAAACUGCGCCGACAACAAUUGGAACAGCUGCGCUUUCUCAGAAAUCAUCCGUUUAACAUCAACCCAAUUCAAUCUGGGCGGACACAGGAAACUCCUAACUUACAUGCAAACAGAAACCGUUAAAGAAUCAUGUCUCAAGCAAGAAUGAUCCAUCGGCCCAUAUGUUUGGUAAAGAACGUGUGUGGAUCUCUCGAAGUUUGUAAAGACGCCAUCGAGGUUUUAAAUGGGAUCAACGAGCCGGUGGUCGUGAUAUCUAUUGUAGGACUCUAUCGUACUGGAAAGUCUUAUCUAAUGAACCGUCUAGCAGGACAACAGACAGGGUUUGCUCUUGGUAACACUAUUGAGUCAAAGACCAAAGGCAUUUGGAUGUGUUGUGUCCCACACCCAUCUGAAGCAGGGCGUACUCUGGUGCUGCUGGACACAGAGGGACUGGGUGAUAUAGACAAGGGAGACUCUCAGAAUGACGGCUGGAUCUUCUGUCUGGCGGUUUUGCUCAGCAGCACUCUUGUGUACAACAGCAGAGGAACCAUUGAUAAUGUUGCAGUUGAACAGCUGCACUAUGUUACUGAGCUCACCGAGCAGAUCAAGAUCAGGUCACCAUCAUCUCAAGAAGGAGCAGAUGAAGAGGAGGAAGAAGAUUCUCAGUUUGUGUGCUUUUUCCCAUCAUUCGUCUGGGUUGUGAGAGAUUUCACCUUGGGUUUAGAAAUUGAUGGAAAGAAAGUGACAGAAGACGAAUACCUCGACUUUGCCCUUCAGCUGAAGAAAGGUGUGAAUAAGAAAACCAGUGACUACAACCUGCCUCGUCAAUGUAUCCGGAGUUAUUUCCCUUCCCGGAAGUGUUUUGUGUUCCCAUCUCCGGCCUCACCUGAAAACAUGGGGCGUUUAGAGAGCCUUCAAGAGCAGGACCUUGUGCCAGGUUUUUUAGAGGCCACGGGUCAUUUCUGUAAAUACAUCUUUGUCAGAAGUGCUGUGAAAACACUGAAAGGGGGCCACAGGGUUACUGGGAAAUUGCUUGGUCAACUGGCUCAGAUUUAUGUAAAUACAAUCAGCAGUGGACAGGUGCCCUGUCUGGAAAAUGCAGUGCUUGCUCUUGCAAAUCUGGAGAACCAGGCAGCUGUUGAAGAAGCUUUACAAGUGUAUAAGAAUGGGAUGGAAAAAGUGAAGAGCAAGUUCCCUGUAACUGUGAAUGACUUUACCUCUGAGCAUCAGAAGAUGAGCAAUCUGGCAACCUCCGAGUUCAUGAAACGCUCCUUUAAAGACGAUAAAGGAGAAUACCUGAAGAAACUAGUGGAAGCUAUAGAUAUGCACUAUGUAGACCUGAUGGAUGAGAAUGAGAUGGCAUCAGAGAAGAAGUGCAGAGAGCUGUUAAACGAAUUGUCUUCUAACAUAAGUGAACGAUUGAAGAAUGGAGCAUACAGUCAACCUGGAGGAUAUGAAGACUAUUGCAGAGACAGAGACGACAUUAUUGCACAGUACCGCAAAGAACCAAACAAAGGAGUCAGGGCUGAAGCUGUGCUGAAUGAGUUUUUGACUCAAAGAGGACCUGAGGCAAACGCCAUCCUUCACGCUGAUAAAAAGCUCACUGAAAAUGACAAAAAAAUCCAGGAGGAAAAGGUGAAGGCGUCUCUACUGGAACAGAAGUGUAAAGAGGAAGAGGAGAAACGCAUCGAGAGUGAGCGAAUGUUUGAGACGGAGCAAGAGCGCCAGGAGGACAGAAUUAAACAGAUGGAGGAGAAGUUCAACAAGGAGAGGGAGCAACAGCAAGAGGAGAUGGACAGAGCUCUGGAAAGCAAACUAAAGGAGCGGGAAGCAUACCUGAACAAAGGCUUUAGGGAGAAAGCUGAACUUCUUGAGGAAGAAAUCAAAAGUCUAAAGAAACAACAACAGGAAGAAAAAAGCGGUGGUUGGUUUAAGGAAUGUGUGAUGCCUCUUGUUAACACUUUUGCAGGCAUCCUUCCUAAUUUACUUCAACACAGACUGAUGAUGAAAAAACUCACCAAAUAAUAAAUAACUUUGUGGGGUUAAUAUGCUUGAAAACGUCUUCUGUAAGUUUUUCUAAACUGGGAAAAUUUCCAAUACUGCUGUUUGGAAAAACUGUAAACUUUAUUUGUUCAGUUUUAUUUUCUGGAUGCACAUACAAAAUAAAUGUAUAAUGUUACUGACUAAAAUAAAUGAUGCCUAUCACUCACUGA